CAACCGAUUCAAUUCGAGACCGCCAACAGCCAGCCAGCUAAAACAAAAACUCCUGAGAAGUGAGCGAAAUCAUGGACCUAUUGAAGAGUAGUGCCAACUGGGGCGAAUCUGAAAUCGCCAAGUUCUAUGCCAACAAAACCAUUUUAAUUACCGGAGCCACAGGAUUUAUGGGCAAGGUCCUCGUGGAGAAGCUACUUCGCAGCUGCGGAGAUCUAAAUAUCAUUUACUUACUAAUCCGCACCAAAAAGGGAAUCGAUCCAAGUGUUCGCAAGGAGCAGUACUUCAAGUGUGUGAUCUUUAGCAAGCUACUGGAGAAGAAUCCCGAGAUCGUGGACAAGGUGCGAGUGGUUAAGGGCGAUCUGCUGGAGCCGGACCUUGGCUUGAGCGCCAAUGACACCAACACACUCGCUUCCAACGUCGAGGUGGUGUUCCACUGUGCCGCCAAUGUGCGCUUCGACCAGCCGCUGCGGCCAAUGGUCAUGAUGAACGUGGUGGGCACCCUCAAAGUGCUCCGUCUGGCCGAGAAGAUGCGUCACCUGCAGGCCCUCGUCCAUGUGUCUACCUCCUACUGCCAGUGCAACGAAAGCGUGCUGGAGGAACGUGCCUAUCCAGCGCCACAGAAUCCCUACUCCAUCAUCGAAAUGGUCGAGACAAUGGAUGAUGCAGCUCUGGCGGAGAUUACCCCCAAAUUACUAAACGGCUUGCCAAACACGUACGCUUACAGCAAGGCACUGUCGGAAGAUUUAAUUUGCAGAUACAACAAUAAGCUGCCCAUAAUCAUCACAAGGCCCUCGAUCGUGACGGCGGCCAUCCACGAACCGCUGCCCGGCUGGAUCGAGGGGGUGAACGGGCCCACCGGUCUGAUGAUCGGAGCGGCCCGCGGCGUUAUCCGUUCUAUGCACUGCAACCCGAACUAUGCAUCCACGGUGAUUCCGGUGGACAAGGCCAUCAAUGGCAUGAUCCUUUGCGGCUAUCAGCGCGGAAAGGCCAGCCAGGAGAAGGGAGACAAGCAGAGCGGCGUGGAGUUCUGCAAUCUGUGCAUCUCCAGCAAGGCUUUGAUGUCCUGGGGCGAUAGCAUUGAGACAGGACGUCGCUUCUUCUACGAAACACCACUGAGCUUCGCUCUGUGGUACCCAGGAGGAUCGAUCAAGAAGAACUACUACCAUCACAUGUUCUGCGUUAUAUUCUUCCACUAUCUUCCCGCCUAUUUCAUUGACUUUUGGCUACUGAUCUUUGGCCAGAAGCCAUUCUUGCUGAACGUGCAACGAAAGGUAUCGAUGGGACUAAAGCUUCUACAGUACUACACAACUAAGGAGUGGGAAUUCCGAAACGAGCGAUUCCAGGAAAUGAGCAGCCAGCUAAAUCGCAUAGACCAGGACCUGUUUGACACUUCGGUGGGGCAGGUCAACUGGGAGACGUAUAUCAGCAACUACAUCGUCGGUAUGCGGACCUACAUUCUGGGCGAGAGCGAUGCCACCCUGCCCCAUGCUCGCAAAGUUCUACGUCGCCUCUACAUCCUCGACUGGGUCAGCAAGGUGCUCUUCUGGACUUUAUCCUUUUGGUUUUUGUGGACUCACUUGGAUGGUUUUGUGGAGCGUAGCGACGCCUUCAUACGUUCCUCACUGAGCAAUAUAUACCACGACCAAAACAGCACUCUACUUGCCUAAGUUCUUGUAUAAUUGUAUUCUAUUACUUCAAAUAUAGUCCACAAGAUUUUUAUAUUUUUAAGUUUACAUGAAA
This is a messenger RNA of Drosophila bipectinata, 1740 nucleotides long. Its product is annotated as putative fatty acyl-CoA reductase CG5065. Gene Ontology annotation, cellular component: peroxisome. Gene Ontology annotation, biological process: long-chain fatty-acyl-CoA metabolic process. Lineage: Eukaryota; Metazoa; Arthropoda; Insecta; Diptera; Drosophilidae. Gene Ontology annotation, molecular function: alcohol-forming very long-chain fatty acyl-CoA reductase (NADP+) activity. The record is from RefSeq and is a predicted model, not a curated record.